Messenger RNA from Caenorhabditis remanei, 873 nucleotides. RefSeq lists its product as uncharacterized. The transcript has 4 exons. The record is from RefSeq and is a predicted model, not a curated record. NCBI's taxonomy places the organism in Eukaryota, Metazoa, Nematoda, Chromadorea, Rhabditida, Rhabditidae. Bases 1 to 873 code for a protein of 290 amino acids.
AUGAAACUUUUCUUCUUGAUUUUUCUAUUUUCCCUGGCUCCAUCUACCCAAGCCAUCACAAAAAUGGUAUCAGUGAACGGUCAGGCUGACACGAAAACCGGUUGGCCAAGUAUCAUAUAUUCCAAUACGGAUUGGGAUGAUUGCGUACAAAAAUGUUAUAACGAUCAGUUCUGUGACGUGGCGUAUGGAAAUAGUUCUCUAAUUUGUGUAUUCUACGGAAUUUCUGAUUUUGGAUUCGCAAGGAAAGAGAUACCAUCAGCAGCGCUUCAUAGAGCCUCGUUUAAGCUGGACAUUCCCAAUGGAUUAUGCACUACCAAAUUGGAUGACCUGUUCAAAGGCAGUCAAUCGUACGGUAGAAAUGGAAUUUCUAUUUUCCAAAUUACAAUCACUUCCGAUAAAUAUGAUGCCAAUUAUUACUAUGAAGAACCAUGUGACAAGCCGUUUGUGUAUUCGUGUGGGUGCUCCGAGUCGAUGUACUUAUUCCGAGGAACCGGUCCUCCUACUGACCUAGGCACGACAAGAGAUAUUCCCACGUGGUUUCUAUGCGUCUUGCAGUGCUCAACUGACGUGGAUUGUGUACUUGCGUGGUUCAGUGGUUAUCGAAAGUGUACAAUGUACACAUAUGGAAGUUUUAAUUCAAUGUCACGAUCAGAGGAUUCAGCGAUACAGCCGGAUACACCGAAUUAUAUUACUCUCAAAAUAUUUCCUCUAAGAUCUAACUGCCCCAUGACGGAGCAUGAGGUUUUAAACCUAAAGAAUAUGGUAAUUCCCGCUGAAACUACUUCUGGAUACGCUGACUUCUCAAUGACUUGGACAGCUUCUUCGGAAAAUAUAGAAUUUUCUUGGGUGCCGACGGAAGUACGAACGUACUAA